AUGACCCUUCGGUGUGAUCAGUGUUUUGAGAUUGACUGCAUCAUGUACACAUCUCAGGACCAAGUAGUUACUAAAGAUACUUUUGCUAGCAUCCGUAUUUCGCCGGCCCCGGCCGGCCCGACCCCGGAGAGCCCGCCGCCCCCGGCCGGCCCGGAGCGGGAGCGGCUGUUCGGAUGGGGCGCGAACAGCUACGGACAGCUCGGACUUGGCCAUAAAGAGGAUGCGCUUUUACCUCAACAGCUGAGGGAUUUCCGCCCGUCUCGGCGCCUCGAAAGCGUCGCAGGAGGAGGAGGACACUCCGCCGUGGUGACUGCUUCCGGGGAGCUCUUUGUGUGCGGUCUGAAUAAAGACGGGCAGCUGGGCCUCGGUCACCUCGGGGAGGUGCUGACCUUUACGCCCUGCCCCUCCCUCUUCGGCCGGCGCGUCGCCCAGGUGGCCUGCGGCUGGGAUUUUACCGUGAUCCUCGCGGGAAACGGCCAGGUUCUGACUUGCGGAUCCAACUCUUUCGGUCAGCUAGGGGCACCUCGAAGACCGGCAAGCUGUAUCGUCCCGCAGGUCGUCGAGACCUUGAAGGAGAAGGUGGUGCAUGUUGCAGCCGGACUGAGGCACGCGUUGGCCGCCACAGACAGGGGCCUGGUUUUCCAGUGGGGUACCGGCAUGGUAUCGCGGGCCAAGCGGGCUUCUCCCGGGACAUCCGUUCCUCCGUUUUUGACAGCCGAAGAGCCCUGCAGAGUGACAGGCCUAGACAGUAUAAAAGUUACCAGAGUUACCGCCGGCUCAUAUCAUUCCGUGGCCCUUACGGAUAAAGGAAAGUUAUACGUAUGGGGUAAAAACAAGCACGGACAGUUAGUGAACAAAGACGACUUCCUCCCUUCGCCCCGGAAGAUAGAAGAGCAUCAUUUCUUGAGUGAAAACGUCGUCGGGGUGUGGAGCGGAUGGACACAUGUCGUAGCCCAAACAGAAACUGGCAAGGUUUUUACCUGGGGCAGAGCAGAUUAUGGACAACUCGGGAGGAAUCGGAAGGUUCAAGAGGAAUGGAAGAAAGAGGAGCCCGAUCGAUCCCCACCUUCCAAGGACGUCUCCAAGAUGGAGCCCAUUCCCGUUCCUGGCUUAACUGGAGCAUCGGAGAUUGCAUGUGGAUCUGAGCAUAACCUGGCAGUGACUGGUGGCCAGUGUUUCUCGUGGGGCUGGAACGAACACGGCAUGUGCGGAGAUGGAAGCGAGGAGGGCGUCUGGGCCCCUCGGCCCGUGGGGGCUCUGGGGCCCGCAGAGCCGAUCCGCGUGGGAUGUGGGGCGGGACACUCUCUGGCCCUCUGCCGGCUUUCAGGUGGGACCACCGGGUUGGAGCGUGAGCCUCACUAAAGCCCUCCCGGAAUUCCCGAUCCCGGGCGACUCGUCCUAAAACCGAACCCCGACCUCUCCCCAGGCCGUGGAUCUGAGGCGAAAUAGGCUGCUUAAUAAAGAUGGUUGGUCUCGC
This is a messenger RNA of Ornithorhynchus anatinus (platypus), 1477 nucleotides long. RefSeq names its product secretion regulating guanine nucleotide exchange factor (gene SERGEF). The transcript is spliced from 12 exons. Bases 1 to 1362 code for a protein of 453 amino acids. The record is from RefSeq and is a predicted model, not a curated record. Lineage: Eukaryota; Metazoa; Chordata; Mammalia; Monotremata; Ornithorhynchidae.